Messenger RNA from Acanthosepion pharaonis, 1902 nucleotides. NCBI's taxonomy places the organism in Eukaryota, Metazoa, Mollusca, Cephalopoda, Sepiida, Sepiidae. The record is from the annotation of a GenBank genome assembly.
AUGCAUUUACUAUCUAUCUAUCUAUCUAUCUAUCUAUCGCAGCUUGUUCAUAUCUAUCUAUCUAUCUAUCUAUCUAUCUAUCUAUCUAUCUAUCUAUCUAUCUAUCUCAGUCUAUUAAUAUCUAUCUAUCUAUCUAUCUAUCUAUCUAUCUAUCUAUCUAUCUAUCACAGCAUGUUCAUAUCUAUCUAUCUAUCUAUCUAUCUAUCUAUCUAUCUAUCUAUCUAUCUAUCUCAGUCUAUUAACAUCAUCUAUCUAUCUAUCUAUCUAUCUAUCUAUCUAUCUAUCACAGCUUGUUCAUAUCUAUCUAUCUAUCUAUCUAUCUAUAUAUAUAUAUAUAUAUAUAUAUAUAUAUAUAUAUAUAUAUAUAUAUAUUCCAGUCUACUUAUAUCUAUCUAUCUAUCUAUAAAUUAUCUAUCUAUCUAUCUAUCUAUCUAUCUAUCUAUCUAUCUAUCUAUCUAUCUAUCUAUCUAUCUAUUUAUGUAUCUAUCUAUUCAUAUCUAUCUAUUUAUUUAUAAAUUAUCUAUCUAUCUAUCUAUCUAUCUAAAUAUAUACUGCUAUCUCAGGCUGGUCAUUAUCUAUCUAUCUAUCUAUCUAUCUAUCUGUUAUGGUCCAGUCCUUUACAUUUCUUUCUUUCUUUUUUCUUUCUUUCUUUCUUUUUCAUUCUUUCUUUCUUUUCAUAUUGUCUUUAUCCUUUCUUUCUUUCUUUCUUUCUUUCUUUCUUCUCACUCACUUUACCCUUUAUUUAUAGUCCUUCUCCUUUCUUUCUUUUUCCUUUCUUUCUUUCUUUCUUUCUUUCUUUCUUUCUUUCUUUCUUUUCAAGUAGUCCUUCUCCUUUCUUUUUCCUUUCUUUCUUUCUUUCUUUCUUUCUUUCUUUUUCCUUUCUUUCUUUCUUUCUUUUUUCUUCGUAUCUUUCUUUCUUUUCAAGUAGUCAUUCUCCUUUCUUUCUUUCACCUUUCUUUCUUUUCUUUUUUUUCUUCAUAUCUUUCUUUCUUUUCACGUAGUCCUUCUCCUUUCUUUCUGUCUUUCUUUCUUUCUUUCUUUCUUUCUUUCUUUUCAUAUUGUCUUUAUCCUUUCUUUCUUCCUUUCUUUCUUCUUCGUAUCUUUCUUUCUUUUCAUGUAAUUCUUUACCUUUCUUUCUUUCUUUCUUUCUUUCUUUCUUCUCACUCAUUUUACCCUUUAUUUAAUUCAUUUUUUUCCUUAGUUUUUUCUUUUUCCCUUUGCAUUUUCAUUUAUUUUUAUCCGUUUUUUUUCUUUCUUUCUUUUCAUAUUGUCUUUAUCCUUUCUUUCUUUCUUUCUUUCUUUCUUUUUUCUCCAUAUCUUUCUUUCUUUUCACGUAGUCCUUCUCCUUUCUUUCUGCCUUUCUUUCUUUCUUUUCAUAUUGUCUUUAUCCUUUCUUUCUUUCUUUCUUUCUUUCUUUCUUUCUUUCUUUCUUUCUUUCUUUAUUCAUUCAUUUCUUUCUUUCUUUCUUUCUUUCUUUCUUUCUUUCUUUCUUUCUUUCUUUCUUUCUUUCUUUCUACUUUUUCCCAUUUUCUUCCCUCUUUCUUUCACUCUUUCCAUAAAUCUCUUACAUGCCCUGAUUUUAGAAAUCCCACCCUAACCUUUCAUCCCACGCAGCUCAUCACUAGACAACUGUCGUUCUCCAUCUUCCUUCCUUCAUUCAGUUUCUUUUUUCUUCUUUUUUUUUUUUUUGCCGCGAAAUUAGGUUUUACUCACCGUAACCCUAUUAAUAUCUAUCUAUCUAUCUAUCUAUCUAUCUAUCUAUUUCAGUCUUUAAAUAUCUAUCUAUCUAUCUAUCUAUCUAUCUAUCUAUCUAUCUAUCUAUCUAUCUAUCUCAUCCUAUUCAUAUCUAUCUAUCUAUCUAUCUAUCUAUUUAUCUAUCUAUCUAUCUAUCUAAUUCUGUAA